UCUCGUGGAUACCGAAUCCAAAUAUUGUCAACAUUGCGUACGUGACUGGAACAGCGUGUAGCACACUUCCGCGGUUUGGCAGACCGAUUUCUCACGGUGAUGUCCCUCAGCUUUGCACGUAGCACGCACGUUGACUUGACUUGUACUUCAAUAUGAAUGAUUAAUAUGAAGCAAUAUCGGGGCCUACGUGCAUAACGAUUGUUGUGUUAUAUUUCGGGAAUGGGCAAAGGAGCCGUUGGCCUAUCAAUAGCGUUUGUUUCCUGUAUGGCUUUUCUUGUACCGCCACUUCUGCAUGGCAGCAUCAGUUGUUCAGUCGAAACACCCAGCCAAAGACGGCGGCAGCAAACUGUGCGCUUACGACCUGUGCCGGCAGAUGGAAAAUCUGAAGGUCUGUGGCCGCUGCAGAGAAACAUGGUACUGUUGUAAGGACCAUCAGAAGCAACAUUGGAAAGUACAUAAAAAGUCGUGUAAUAUCAACCAGACCUCAUUACAGAAUGAUCGCAUGGAGAGUGAAGAUGUCAUCUUAAGUCAGCAAACUACUGCGCCUGCAGAAUCAAAUCCUAGACUCCAGUCUGAGGCCGAAAGCACCAAGGUCCAGGAGGACAUUGCCAAAUUCUCGGCUAAUAUUCAAAGGAAGCAGUCGUACACUCUAACGCCCUGCGACAACGAGGAGAAUUUUAACGCAGCUCUGGAAUCAGAGUUUGACCGCGGUAAAGAUUUUCAUCAGUCAAUUAAGCCAGUAGUUCAUUCCAGGGAAACGAGAAGUAAACAAGAGAACAUGCCGCCCAACCAACCUACGCCGGGAGUCAUAAACACUGCUCAUCCGAGGAGCAAGAAAAGUAACGCGCUGGUCAAGUAUGUCGUGGAGCACAUGCAAAAGUUUGGUAUAUGCGUCGUGGACAAAUUCCUCAAUCCGGAAAAUGGGGAUGCCAUAUUGGAAGAAGUGAAGGCCUUGCGAGAUGAGAAAGCAUUCCAUGAUGGCCAGUUGGUUUCAGAUUCCGCAUCCGCAAAGGACAUUCGUGGAGACAUGAUCACGUGGACAGACGGCAGUGAUCCAGGAACGAAAAACAUUGGCUUCCUCAUUUCUAGAAUUGACUCGAUCAUUCAUCAGUGCAAGGGGCAUCUUGAAGGGUUCAAAAAUAUCAGUGGUCGGACAGAGGCAAUGGUGGCUUGUUAUCCGGGUAAAGGAGCCCACUAUGUCAAGCAUGUUGACAACCCUAACAAGGACGGCCGGUGUGUCACUUGCAUCUAUUACCUCAACAAGGACUGGGAUUCCAAGACGAUGGGCGGCAGUCUGCAGCUCUAUCCUCGUGAACACGACAUGAUGGCAAGUGUCGACCCUAUCUUCAACAGAUUAAUCUUCUUCUGGUCGGAUCGGAGAAAUCCCCAUGAAGUUAUGCCAGCCUUCAACACGCGGUAUGCUGUCACCGUCUGGUACUUUGACGCUAUUGAGAGGAAGGCGGCCUUAACUUCAGCAGUCAGUUAAAGAAAUGGUUCUGAUGCAUCUGGCUACGUCAUUCUUUACAUCGUGGGACGACACCGUGUCGUCAGUCUCUCAACCGUUUCACCGAGGUUGGGCGUGUUCAUUUCUGACCAGAGAACUGGUUUUUGGAAAGCAGGGAGGUAGUCAUAAGAAGUUGGACCUCAUUAAGUCAUUCAACUAUGAGAACAUUCAAAGAGUGAUCCAAAGAUUGAUCCAAAUUGAAAAAAAUCCGCCCAAGAAUUAUUUAAAAUGUGGGAGUGGGAAAAGAAGGAUCGUGGCUUUACAACUAGAAGUCAUCUUUCUGCUUUGGAAAAGUUGGUGGUGCAUCUAAUGGAAGGCAGUCAUUCAAUUACAGUGUAUGUAUGGAAUUGUAUGUAAUUAAACUUCACAUCGACCUAAUGGCCUUAAAAUCAAUUACCUUAAAAGUAUAACCUGUGAUUCUGUACCUGUAUUGUAAGAAACCAUUCUGAUAAGAAUUUUCCAUAUAAGAAAGAACUUUGAAGAAUACCAUGCAUGGCAUGCAUAUUGACACAGCAGUGUCAUUUUGGAAGCAAUUACGCAGUUUAAAUGAGUAGUUACUUUGCUAUAAACAAAAUUUAUAAUCAAGUCAUAUGGCACGUCAAUUGCAAAGUCGCAUUUCAAGUCAUAACGCAAGUCUCAUUGUACAUGUAAGGCCGAAAAUCCUUGUGUCCGUCAUGUGGUAAGCAUAGUGUGUACUGCGUGAUGUGUUGGAAUCAGUUGUUUGAAAAGCAACGCCCAUACGUCCAUGUAUCUUGUCCGUAUUUUGCAUUGUGCUAUCUGUACUGCGUUAUCCAUUGAAAUUUUAUAUGCUUCAGGUAGCAAUUGAAAUGGAUGGCACAUACAAUACGCACAAGGGUUUUUUUGUGUGAAACUGAAAGAAACGAUGUAGUGGUGGGGUAAAAAGAUUCACAUUUGGUUGACUUUCAAACGAAGCAGUUUAUGUGUGAAUCGUAUUGAAACAAACUAGGGCCUGCCUCAAUUUUAAUUUUCAAAUCUUCCAUUGAUAAAACAUCGAAUUUUGUAUUAUAUUGAGAAGUUAAAUCUUGUCAACGUUUGUUUCGUAAAAUUGUACUUUGGCAAAGCUGAUCUAAAUUUGAUUGAGACUUGAUUUUUCUACUCGCAAAAUUGCUGCGUGCUCUCUGUUGAGCACUUACGUCUGUCAAGUGUGCAGAGAAAUACGUAAUUUUCAGAGUACAUGUAUGCACCACGGAUCGGAUACGCAACUGGUGAAGCACAGUGCAAUACGCACUGGAUCGAAAACGGACAUGGAUUUUCGGCCUGUCACAUCGCACGUCGCAUCUCAAGUGGCAUUGCAAGUCACAUUGGAAAUGAUAUUACAAGUCGCAUCCAAAGUCACAGCCAAAGUCGCAUUGCAAAGUUGCAUCGCAAGUGGCUUCACAAGACACACUGCAGAUCACAUCAGUUACAAGUCGCAUUGCAAGCCGCAAGUCCAGCAACAAGUUACUCAGUUAAUAAUUGUGUAAAAGUCAUUCCUUUGUUAUUCUGCAUCCCCUGUUUCUUUCUUGUAAACUGAGUUGUGAUUUGACUUAUGAUUGACCUAAAGGUAUAGUCCAUCAUUUGUAAUUUGUGCAUUUUGUUCGUUUGAAUUACUGGUCAUGUUGCUUGAGAGAAUGGCAAUGUUCACCAUCAUCGAAACAUUUUUAAAAAGGGCCGAAAACCCACAGAUGAUUUUUUUCAAGCCACCUGGCAUUAUUCGAUUUAAGGAAACAUUCUGUGGUUGGGAACAUUGAGCUGAGUGAGAAAUUGCUACAGAUUGCUGCAUAGUAUGGAAAUUCAGUGAUAAUAUGUUAUAAUUAUUCCAGCUGAACAAGUUUAAAGUUUUAUGUUCAAGUAGUUUUAAUUGAAAUACAGGUGUAUUGCAAAAACAUGCAAAGGCACAGAUUUGUAUAUAUAAAAGUUAAUUCAAAAGAGCAAAGAAUGGCAUUGUUUUGCAAUGCGCUUAAUUGCAUUUUGAAAAAAAUAUUUAAACUACAUUGAAUGGAAUUAGCGGAGUACAAAAUGGGUAUUUGUAAGGAAACUAACAUGGCUUUAAGGCUUGUCUUCCAUAUAUGACUUGAAUCUGUUUAAGUGUUUGUGUUUAGUAUACCUGUAUGUACUUUAGUCGAUUUUCGCAUGUUACAUUUGAGUAUCACAUCAGACUGGAAAAACCUCAAAUCCAGGAGGAUGCACCAGACUUGUUAUAGGAACGCAUGGCUUGUUCAUAUAAGCAGCUUUUACUAAACUCCUGUUUUUAAAAAACAAGUACUUGGCACAGUGUUUUGCAUUUGAGAGCUGUAACGUGACCUGAGCCAAUGGUUUCUAGCAAGUUUAGGGAACCGCCAACAUAGGGCUGGAUAGCUGAGUUGGUAGAGCGCUGGAACGGCAAUCCAGAGGUCUCAGGUUUAAACCUAGCUCCAGUCAAUUUCUUUGUUCAACUUUGAAAAUAUUUUUAUAAUUAAUGCACCUAAGUAGUGUCCCUUUGUGGUUUAUUCGAAAGUUUGGGAGUUGUUUUUCUCAGGACUCCCGCACUUUGGGGAAUGGGGGAUGAAUAAAAAAGCACACAUUUUCCCCCAACUCCCUGCACAUGUUUGAGAGUCAGAGUAGCGCCCUCUAGUGGUGAAAUAUACCAUGACGGCAAGAAAUGCUUUGUUGAAAUUCCAUUAUUGUAACUGAUAAAAAUAUUGGCUCAUCACGCUAAAAUAUUUAUGCAGCAUCGUAACCAAAAUUUAGUGUAGUGGUUUUUGUGAUACAUGUAUAUCAGUAAAAGUGGUAUUUGCAAUUGGCCUUUGAAAAUUACAAAAGAUGAACAAUUUAUUAAACUUUAAUUAUACAUUUGCAGAUCAGUGCGUGCUUAAAUGCUUUCACAAUGUCAAACCAAAUGUGGCCGUGCUGUUUAGUGGGAACAUCUUUUCUGUAUAUCUUGAAAAAAAAAAAUGCCUUAAUGACUAUAUGAACAGUUAAACAGUUUUCGAUAUUCAUUCUGUACUCAAUUUAUAAAACCAAGACUAGACGUGCCUAGCCCAGCAGCUUUAGGUUUAGGUAGUUUAGAACAUUAUUUAUACUCGGUGAUAUAAGUAAUGUUCUCAGUCAGUUGGACGUUGGGCUGGCCCUACAGGUCCGACAAAAACCACUAUUGGACUCGAUUAUGCGUUGAACAGUAUACAAAUAAUGAAUGCUUAUGAGUGCAAUGGUAAGAAUAAUUUCAUUUCGUGAUUGAUGGAGUGUUCCAUUCGAUGAGGUGAAGCCGAGUGGAAUGGAACAUUCCAUCUGUCACUGAAUGAAAUUAGUCUUUCAUUCCACGAUGUGAAACAUUCAUUAUUUCUUUUGUACAACACCUGAAUAAAUCCCCGUCAUCUGAUUGGUCAGAUCCACCAAUUGUGUGACCUUGCAAUGGAACUUCUGUUUAUGGUGGAAUAGAACUUCUAUUUUUGCGGCGCAAUCGUGCAGUGAGUUUGGGACGAAUAAUUCAAUGACAUGUGAUUAACGACCCACCAAUCAGAUAACAGGGAUUUAUUCAGGUGUUGUGUAAUUGUUAAUAAAUGGCAGUGAAUAGGGAAUGGUACUCAUUGAUACUUUCAAGUCGCAUCACCCGUGCUCUUCAACAGAUUGGAUUUUAUUUUCUCUGAAUAAAUUUUCAACUUGUAUGUUUUAUACCAACCCCCC
This is a messenger RNA of Patiria miniata (bat star), 5167 nucleotides long. RefSeq names its product egl nine homolog 1-like. Gene Ontology annotation, molecular function: ferrous iron binding; peptidyl-proline 4-dioxygenase activity; L-ascorbic acid binding. Gene Ontology annotation, cellular component: nucleus; cytoplasm. Gene Ontology annotation, biological process: peptidyl-proline hydroxylation to 4-hydroxy-L-proline; cellular response to hypoxia. The transcript is spliced from 5 exons. Bases 293 to 1486 code for a protein of 397 amino acids. The record is from RefSeq and is a predicted model, not a curated record. NCBI's taxonomy places the organism in Eukaryota, Metazoa, Echinodermata, Asteroidea, Valvatida, Asterinidae.